Molecule: messenger RNA, 2352 nt
Organism: Nycticebus coucang (slow loris)
Lineage: Eukaryota; Metazoa; Chordata; Mammalia; Primates; Lorisidae
Gene: ANKRD33
Product: ankyrin repeat domain 33
Biological process (GO): negative regulation of transcription by RNA polymerase II; negative regulation of transcription regulatory region DNA binding
Molecular function (GO): protein binding
Source: RefSeq, a predicted model, not a curated record
AUGGCCGCCUCGGGAAUCCGGAGAAUGAAGGAGGCCGGCGGCUUCGCGAAUCUACUCCUCUCCACUCCCCACCCCCCAUCAAGUUGUGCCCUUUCCCAAAAUGGAAACCUGGUACAGCUGCGAAUUUCUGACUUCACCCACCUCAUCUGUGAAAAGAAGACCCUAGUCAUCAAAGGACCUACUCUCAGGCUUCUGGGACUGGACCCCAGCCCAGACCUCUAUCCACUCGGUUCCACUGCCCAUGCCCCCAACAAAGACCACGGGCUUUCUCCACGCCAGCACAGACCACACCUGGACGCUUGGGGAAGCUUGUCUGGUGAGGGAAGGAAGCCACGUUCCACCACAUCCUCAGUGGACCACGGCUUGGAAAGGGGUGGAGCUGAGCCCCUGUACAUGAGUGCAGAAGCUCCCCGUGAGAGGCGAGAGGAUGGAGGAGCAGAGGGGGAGGAGAAACGACCGGAGCAGGGCACACAGAAUGCAGCCUACCCAAGCUUCUGGGCACCUGGCCUGAUGCUGGGCAAGCUGCCUAGAAGUUCUCAAGGAAGUCCAGAAGCCACUGACUGGGGUGUCCACCUGACCCCUGCAGUUACCCUCAGGUUGUCCAGUGGUCCCUAUGAUUCCACAAUGUCUCAGUCCCCCUGCACCCCACCGCGCGGCUAUAGCUCCUCCAGGGUUGAGAGGAAGCCUGCUUGGCAUCCCCCAGGCUCACCCGUGCUGAGGGAUCAGGCCAUCAGGCUAGCGAUACCCCAGGGGCUUCCCAAGGCUAGGGCUGGCCUGACGCCCCUGGUCUCCCAGGACUUUGGCCUCUCAUGCUCCGGCACACCCAAGAAGCAGGAGUUGGGUCCCCAUCUUACAGACAAGGACCCUGAACGGUGCCCGAGGUCCCCCAGUCGUGGGGAGCAGAACGCGAACCCGUUGGCUCUCUUGCAGCGCUUUGAGACUUCGACUGAAGCUGCCCUCGACCAAACAGGCUGGUGGGGUGCUCUGGAUUCACCUCGCACUACCCCUGUGGGCGGCUCGAGGGCCACCCGGGAAACCCCGCCCGCUCCAGGGCCCCGGGUGAGCGAAGCCUCUCAGGUUGCCUCCAAGAAGUCUGGGGGAUGCUGUUGGCCACAGGUGCCCCAUGAUGACUGCCUCAUAGAGACCCUCAGAACCCCAGAUGCCAGUUGCCUGAGGAGGAGGGCUUUGCCUUCUUGGCCCAGACUGGAAAAGGAAGACAGCAGAAGGCUGGACAUGUCUGAGGCACUUUCCUGCCCCAGCAAUGAGACCUCUGCCCCAGGCAGCAGGCUAGGGACCCUGUACUGGGCCUGUGUUCAUAAUGACCCCACCCAGCUCCAAGCCAUACUGGAAGGAGGGGUCUCUCCAGAGGAGGCCAGCCAGGUGGACCGCAAUGGGAGGACAGGCCUCAUGGUCGCAUGCUACCACGGCUUUGGGAGUAUUGUGGCCCUGCUCAGCCGCUGUUCUUUCCUCGAUGUGAACCAGCAGGACAAAGAAGGGAACACGGCACUCAUGUUGGCUGCCCAAGCAGGCCACAUGCCUCUGGUGAGUCUUCUGCUCAACUACUAUGCCGGCCUAGACCUGGAGCGCCGGGACCAGCGGGGGCUCACAGCGUUAAUAAAGGCUGCCAUGCGGGACCGCUCCGAAUGUGCUGACCUGACAGCAGUGGAUCCUGUUAGGGGCAAGACGGCCCUGGAGUGGGCAGUGCUCACUGACAGCUUUGACACAGUGUGGAGGAUCCGGCAGCUGCAGCGGCGGCCCAGAGUGGAACAGCUCAGCCAGCACUACCAGCCUGAGUGGCCAGCCUUAGCAGGGCUGGUGGCCCAGGCCCAGGCCCAGGCCCCGGCCCAGGCUGCUCCAUCCCUCCUAGAGAGGCUGCAGGCCACCUUGAGUCUCCCUUUUGUCCAGUCUCCUCAGGAGGGAGGCGUUCUAGACCAUCUAGUGACCCUCACGACCAGCCUGGCCAGUCCCUUCCUCACCACUGCCUGCCACACUCUGUGCCCUGACCACCCACCUGCACUGGGCACCCGAAGCAAGUCCGUGCCAGAGUUGCUAGGUACUGCCCCGCCGCCUCCUCCAGCGCCCUGCCUUCCCUUGGAAGUCCUUAGUCCCCGAGGCUUUGUUCCCUACCAGAGUCCUCAGGGCAUCUUGAGUGUGUGCCCUCAGUGGUUACAGCCCAAGGACAGUACCAGCCCCAGGCCCCAAGUCCCCAAGAUCCUUCUCUCCAAGGCAUCCUCAACCUCCAGCCAGUGGAACCCGAACCCCAGUCCUGUGGGGCAUCCAUGUCUGGCCCUUCCUCUCUGGCGAUACCAGCAGCUCAGGAUGGAGAGAAGGAGGCAGGAGGAGGAGGGCUAG